AUGGCAUCUCUCAGAGCUCAGUCGGCCGCCCGCCUGCUGCACAAUGCCGUGCGACCGCGGAUUGCGCUGGCCACGGUGCCCCGCCGCUUUGGAAGCUCCGUGAACUCGCCCGCCGACGUUGUUCCUGCGAUGCCCGGCGCCGCCAACCAGCCCGACUAUGACGCCCCCGUCGACAAGGCCACCUCAACAUACACUCCGGUCCCCAAGCGUGUGCAGGACGGCACUGAAGACGUCCUCGCGGCCGCCACCAUCUCUGGCGCUCCUAUCGAACUCCAGGCCCGGACAGUCCGCAUCUACAAGGAGACCAAGCCCGCUACACAGUCCGGCGAUUUCAGGGGCGAGCGCUGGCGAAUGGACUGGGACAUCCUGCCCAAGGGACACCGAUGGGAGAACCCGCUGAUUGGAUGGCAGUCUUCGGGAGACUUCAUGCAGGGAACACACAUCAACUUCAAGUCCAAGGAGGACGCCAUUCAUUUCGCAGAGAAGCAGGGCUACGAGUACUUUGUCCAGGAGCCCAACUCGCGAAAGUUCACACCCAAGGCAUACGCAAACAACUUCCUCUACACGCCCGGCAAGUUGAAGCACGUCCGGACAAAGUAA
This is a messenger RNA of Trichoderma reesei QM6a, 600 nucleotides long. RefSeq lists its product as uncharacterized. NCBI's taxonomy places the organism in Eukaryota, Fungi, Ascomycota, Sordariomycetes, Hypocreales, Hypocreaceae. The coding region runs from base 1 to 600 and encodes 199 amino acids. The record is from RefSeq and is a predicted model, not a curated record. Gene Ontology annotation, biological process: electron transport chain. The transcript has 3 exons.